Messenger RNA from Anthostomella pinea, 516 nucleotides. The record is from the annotation of a GenBank genome assembly. Lineage: Eukaryota; Fungi; Ascomycota; Sordariomycetes; Xylariales; Xylariaceae.
AUGCUUCGACUGCUUCUGGUGACGGCCCUUCUGGUCACGCUGCCCCCAUUCAGCCAAGAGGGUAUUCAGAACCUGUCGUGGGCAGAGACUACGAGACGGGCAUCCAGCUCGGUGGCGUCGUGGAUAAACAACAACGGCGCAUCUUCGGUCGGAUUGGAAGUCCGCCGGAACCUUCACACUGCCCGCGGGCCACACGCUCUCGCCGCUCGAGUCGCUGCUGGCCGUCAUGGAGCACUUGCCGCACCUCCCGUUGCUUCCGCCUUAACGCUUGCACCUGCUUUCGCCCUGGACCGGUCACCGCCGUUCACAGGUCGCAUUCCGAGUUUGACGGCUACAUGGACGGCUUCAUCGCGAAGGAGAAGGCAAAUCCUCGCCGAAGACGCUCGAAAAGCUGGCAAGGAUAAGAACAAGAACGAGCUGAUGCGGAACAAUCAAUUGACGGCUGUUCUGCGAGCGGACUGGCUCGAGCAAUGGGGUCUCCAUAGCUAUCAAGGCCUGCUGGCGCAGCUUGAUUGA